Daphnia pulex (common water flea) is the source of this 3754-nucleotide messenger RNA. RefSeq lists its product as uncharacterized. The record is from RefSeq and is a predicted model, not a curated record. Gene Ontology annotation, molecular function: protein kinase activity; ATP binding; protein binding. Gene Ontology annotation, biological process: protein phosphorylation. Bases 234 to 3554 code for a protein of 1106 amino acids. The transcript has 6 exons. NCBI's taxonomy places the organism in Eukaryota, Metazoa, Arthropoda, Branchiopoda, Diplostraca, Daphniidae.
AGUGGUACCAAAGCGCAACAGCCGCUUAGGUCCCAACUCGACUCAUCCCUUAGGUGAAAAUAUCUAUUAUUGCGACGCACUAAAAUCUCAUAUAUAUAGUAUGCGGUUGAGGCGUAGUCCUAUAGGAGCUAUACGCAAUAGUCGGUUGUAGUACAAUUUCAAAAUCCUUUUAAUACAAAGACACAGUGGUUGAAAAUUUCGUUCAAAACUGUGAAUUUUCAUAGUGAAUAAAAAUGGAAACGGACAUGGAGGAAAUGAGCAGUGAUACACAUUUUUGCAUUCCCCACACGACAUUUCCAACCCUUGAAUAUCUACUGAGGAAAUCAUCUAGUUGUCGUGAAAUUAAAGAAUUCUUUCUUUUAAGACAAAUACAUCCCAACGUCUUCAAAAUCUUAGUAGAAUACGACAGUCGUUACGACUAUCGUUCCUGUUUCCGUAGAGAUGAAUGCAUCACAUUAAAUAAAAUCUGGAGGAGUGAUAGAAAAAAGGAACUACUACCUGAUCAUUUUACAGCUAUAUUGCAAUUAGCUCUAGGACUUGAGUACCUUCACUCACAAAAACUAAUUCAUCGAGAUAUAAAACCGGAAAACGUCAUCAUUUGGAACAGCGUUGCUGGGAUAACUAUGAAAUGGGCCUAUUUUGAAUCGCCAUCACGCUAUGACAAAUCAAAGAAAGUCGAUAUUCAAGAGCAAACAAAUCCCCAAAAAAUAAGUGAUCGACAAACAAAUCCCCAAAAAAUAACUGGUCGAUUGAGCAGUUUUUUGGGGGGGAUUUUUCCCACACAAUCUCACACACAAUUGACACACGAUUCACAAUCGCACACAAUAACACAAAAGUUGCAAGAGAAGGGAGAAUCCAAAAUAAAUAUAGAAAAAGGAACCGAGCAAAUGAGUGACUUUGAAAAAGAGUUUCACGUGAAUGAAACAAAAUUUUUCACAGAUAAAAGAUCGAGAACAUGGCAAGCUCCCGAGUUGCAAACAUUAUCAAAUCCUCGAACACUUGCUACUUUUGAAAGUGACGUCUUUGCAGCGGGCUUGGUCUUUGGUUCGCUUCUUUUAAAGGGAGUCCAUCCUUUCGGGAUUGAUGAAGACGAAAUAAUAUCAAAUAUCAAAAUGAAUAAACCGGUCAAUGAUAAAAAAAUGGAAUCGAAACGAGUUACUAAAUUAAUCUUACAAAUGUUGACGCAAAAAGCAGAAGAAAGAAUUACAUCGUCAAAUGUUGUUGAACGAUUGAAUGUAAUCCAAAAAGAGAUUUUAGAAAUUCCCGCAUUGAUAGACGAAUUGGGAAAGAAAAACAUCAUAACAUGGUAUUGCCGAUUUAAUCAUCAGGAAAAAAAUGUCAUUCAAAAACUUCAACUCCUAAUUGCAAAUGGAGGCGAUGUUAACAGCGUCGAUGAAAAUGGAAAUAACGCGCUACAAAUUCUGUGUAACUAUUACAAACAAGAAAAUUUAAUUGAGAUAAUUCGACUUUUGAUUGGAAAUGGAUUCAACGUCAACUUCAAAGACAAGAAUGGAGAUAAUGCUUUCACUUAUUUGUGCAAAUAUUAUAAAAACGAAAAUGUUAUUGAGAUAAUUCGACUUUUCAUUGGAAAUGGAUUCAACGUCAACUCCAAAGACAAGAACGGAGAUUAUGCUUUCACUUAUUUGUGCAAAUAUUAUAAAAACGAAAAUUUCAUUGAGAUAAUUCAAAUUUUGAUUGGAUAUCCUGGAUUCGAAGUCAACUUCGAAGACAAGAACGGAGAUAAUGCUUUCACUUAUUUGUGCAAAUAUUAUAAAAACGAAAAUUUAAUUGAGAUAAUUUCACUUUUGAUUGGAAAUGGAUUCAACGUCAACUCCAAAGACAAGAACGGAGAUCAUACUUUCACUAAAUUGUGCCAAUAUUAUCAAAGCGAAAAUUUAAUUGACAUUAUCCAACUUUUGAUUGAAAAUGGAAUCGAUAUCAAUUGCAAAACCAACGACGGAGAAAAUGCUCUCACUAUAUUGUGCCACUUUUAUCAAAAGGAAAAUUUAAUUGAUAUCAUUCGACUAUUGAUUAAAAAUGAAAUCAAUGUCAACUUCAAAGACAAGAACGGAGAUAAUGCUCUCACUAAAUUGUGCAAAUAUUAUAAAAACAAAAAAUUAAUUGACAUUACUCUACUUUUGAUUGAAAAUGGAUUCGAAGUCAACUGCAUAGACAGUUUCGGGGAUAAUGCUCUCACUCAAUUAUGCAAGUAUUGUGAAAAAGAAAAUUUAAUUUACAUUAUUCGACUUCUAAUUGAAAAGGGGAUCGAAGUCAACUGCAAAGACACCUACGGAGACAAUGCUCUCACUAAAUUGUGCAAAUAUUAUAAAAACGAAAAUUUAAUUGAAAUUAUUCGCCUUCUAAUUAAAAAGGGGGUCGAAGUCAACUGCAAAAACGAGAUCCCUGGAGAAAAUGCUCUCACUCUAUUGUGCAAAUAUUAUGAAAACGAAAAUUUAAUUGAAAUUUUUCGCCUUCUAAUAAAUAAGGGGGUCGAAGUCAACUGUAAAAACAAGAACGGAGACAAUGCUCUCAAUUUAUUGUGCAGAUGGUAUAAACACGAAAAUUUAAUUGACAUCAUUCGACUUUUGAUUAAAAAUGGAAUCGAAGUCAAUAGAAAAAACAACGACGGAGAUAAUGCGCUCACUUUAUUGUGCAAAUAUUAUAACAACGAAAAUUCAAUUGACAUUACUCGACUUCUAUUUGAAAAUGGAAUUCAAAUACCUUCAGAAGUAUGCCAUUCAGAGAAUGUGUUUUUUUAUGUUUUGAAAAAACAUAAUACCCCAUUAGAUGAAGUCAUAAAACUGUUAAUUCGCCAAAUUCGGCAUGGGAUUCUGUUUAGUAGCAAGUGCUAUGAAAUGCUGCAAGAAUGCGGGAUGAAAAAUCAAAUCGGUGGAUUGGAAAUACUAAAAUAUAUGGCCGAAGAAGAAUUAAGUUUAGGAUGGCAUCCUAACUGUAUCAGUUGCAAUCAUAUUCUGUCAAUUGAGGAAAGUGCUAGAAGGCAAGCGCAACACCAACAAAUGUUUGGGAACGCAUUUGUUGCCUAUCACAUGAUACUGAAGGAUUUACAAGCAUGGCAGAAAUCUACCCAAAAAUCUGUUGCUGAUCAGGACGUACCAAACCCAGGAAAAUUGUGCGAAGAAGCUCAAAACCAUUUUACUACCCCUGAAGAUCAAGAGUGCUUUAAAACGAUGGUCGAAAUCAGCGAGCAAAUGAAAGGAGGAGACUCGAGUCUUUUUCAGUGCAACCUGUACGAGCAUUACAUGAGAAGUUUGCAUAGUAUCGCGCGUAUAAUCGGAGCUGAAAAAUCAAAGAAGCAGAUUGAGUUUUUUUAUCUCCUUCCCUUUGAUUAUUCAUUGACGUUCCCGGCCGAUAAAAAAGAUGACCCUGAUUUCAAAACAGCACUUAGCGAAUGGGACAAAACUCUUUUUUGUUGGAUGCAUAAACCAGGCGAUGACUAUUUCGGAAAAACUUUGAAAAAAGAUAGCACGAAGGGUCUGUUUUCGUCAGUGAAUGAUUCCCUAAAUUGUCACGGGCAACAACGGAAAAAGCAGUGAACUUCAAAAGCGCCCCUUACAUUAUUGAACCCCUAAAUAAAAUUGGGAACCGAUAAAUAGUGCAUCAUUUUAGUUUAGAAAAACCAUAAGGGAGCAGGUGUGUCAAAUUACUUAAUAACCUGUGUGCCUAAUUGGAAUUAAUUUGGGUAAAUCACAAGAAACAAUUGGAAUCUUGAAAUACAUUUGUUUCCUAUCUCAAA